Messenger RNA from Grosmannia clavigera kw1407, 1380 nucleotides. RefSeq names its product high affinity methionine permease. The transcript is spliced from 6 exons. The coding region runs from base 1 to 1380 and encodes 459 amino acids. Gene Ontology annotation, molecular function: L-amino acid transmembrane transporter activity. The record is from RefSeq and is a predicted model, not a curated record. Lineage: Eukaryota; Fungi; Ascomycota; Sordariomycetes; Ophiostomatales; Ophiostomataceae. Gene Ontology annotation, biological process: amino acid transmembrane transport. Gene Ontology annotation, cellular component: membrane.
AUGUCUCUGUUCCGCAAACCUUUCAGCCGCAGGGCAGAGGAAACCAGUGUUGGAGACGAAGGUGCCCGCGUGAUCUCAGAUGGCGGCCUUCAAUAUGUCAUAGAGAAAGCCGACAAUGGCUCUCUUCCCGCCUACCAGGAGGCCACAGGGGCUCCGGUCGAGCACCACUCGCCUCUGGGCUACGGUGUUGGGCCCGUGACCAUCAUCUUUGUCAAUAUCAGCAUGAUGGUCGGGACAGGCGUCUAUUCUACGCCUUCCACCAUCUACAAGGGCGCUGGCUCUGUCGGUCUCAGCAUGAUAUUCUGGGCAUUGGGCUUCUUUAUGUCGCUGGCGUCCAUGAGCGUCUAUCUCGAGUUUGCUUCGUACUUUCCCAACCGCUCUGGUUCCGAGGUCGUCUAUCUCGAGCAGGCAUUCCCGCGCCCGCGCUGGCUGUUCCCCACUACAUUUGCCUUCCAGUCCGUGGCCUUGUCGUUCAGCAGCGGCAACUCCAUCGUGUUGGCCCAGUAUCUCUUCAAGACCAGCGGCCACACACCAACCAACUGGCAGCUCAAAGGCGUCGCCGUUGCCGGCUACACGGUCGCGACACUAUUUGUCAUCUUUCACACGCGAACCUCGUACAUCAUCUCCAAUGUGAUCGGUGCCGUGAAGGUCCUCACGCUCGUUUUUAUCGCUAUCACAGGCCUCGUCGUCCUGGGCGGUCACACUCGUGUUAAGGACCCCCAUGCUAACUUCGUGGACUCGUUCACCGGGCACACCUCGGCGUACGGCGCCACCAACGCCAUAUACAAGAUCAUCUUCUCCUAUGCUGGAUACAACAACGCUUUUAACAUGAUCAACGAAAUCAAAAACCCCAUCAAGCAGAUCCGCCGCAAUGGCUUCAUCUCUCUUGUAGUCGUGGCCAUAUUGUAUAUAUUUGCCAACUUAGCCUACUUUGCCGCAGUGCCCAAGGCUGAGCUCGCCGCGGCCAAGCAGACAGCGGCCAGCCUCUUCUUUUCCCAUGUUUUCGGCGAUAAGCACUCCGUGCGUGGGCUCAACAUCCUCAUCGCCCUUAGCUCGUUUGGAAACCUCAUUGCUGUGCUACUUGGCACUUCGCGACUUCUCCGCGAGUGUGGCAGUCUUGUCGGCUGCGGUCUUUACUACGCGACCUGGGUAUUCAUACUUCCGCACUUUCUCGGAUAUCGCCUGCGUCAGGAGGUCCUGAUUCUCGAGAAUGGUGCCCAGUCGCAUAAGCUUGUCAAAGUGCCUACAGAGGAUGUGGCGACUUGGGACCGUGAGCACGACGCUGUUGGGCGACGUCUGAGUGACGGUGACGGGAUCGCUGUUCAGCUUGCCGUGGAAGAGAAAUUCGACGGAAAAGAUGACAUAGAGAAGCUCCAUUGA